GCCAACUAGAGCGCGCACGCGUAGGAAGAGUUUAAAACAUUUCGGAAAAGUGUCGUAAAGUGAUCAGAACGCGUCAUACGCACGCCACAGUGGACUGUUCGGGACUUUGGAGCGCGUUAGCCCGGUUUGGACUGAUAGCUGCCGUAAUCUGCCGUUUCCAAGGCCUCCUCCGUCAGCCCAGCUCCGCAUUGCACAGAAAGAGAGCGCAGCAGCAUGUCUACACACUUCAGGAGCGGCCCAUCCUUCGGCCUGUCCGCGGAGGUCAAGAGCAAGCUGGCUGGAAAGUACGACCACCAAAAGGAGGAAGAGCUUCGGUUGUGGAUUGAGGAAGUGACCGGUCAGAGGAUUGGGGACAACUUCAUGGAGAGUCUCAAAGACGGAGUGAUACUAUGCGAGCUCAUAAAUGCUCUCCAGCCUGGCUCUGUGCGAAAGAUCAACCACUCCAAUCAAAACUGGCACCAGCUGGAAAAUAUCGGGAAUUUUGUGCGCGGCAUCACAGAGUACGGCCUGAGGCCUCACGACCUCUUUGAGGCCAAUGACUUGUUUGAGAAUGUCAACCAUACUCAAGUUCAGUCGACACUCAUCGCUCUGGCUGGAAUGGCCAAGUCCAAAGGUUUCCAUUCCAAGUAUGACAUUGGAGUGAAGUACGCAGAGAAACAACAGCGGCGAUUUGCUCCAGAAAAGCUCAGAGAGGGACGCAACAUCAUCGGCUUGCAGAUGGGUACCAACAAGCUGGCGAGUCAAAAGGGCAUGACGUCCUAUGGCACACGGCGCCAUCUCUAUGACGCAAAGAUUGCAAUGGACAAUCCUCUGGACCAGUCCACCAUCAGCCUUCAGAUGGGCACCAAUAAAGGAGCCAGUCAGGCUGGCAUGACUGCCCCAGGAACCCGGCGGCACAUCUUUGACAAGAAGCUGGAGCUGGAGAACUGUGACACCUCCACCAUCUCUCUUCAGAUGGGCACCAACAAAGUGGCUUCACAGCAGGGCAUGACCACCUAUGGCCUGCCCCGCCAAGUUUACGACAACAAGUACUGCGCCAAUCCCACCGAAUACUUCUAUGACAACGGCGACGCAGUGGAGUUUGAUGGCUACAACCAGUACUCUGACUGAAGACCCCAAAAUUUAACCCCUUUCUGCAGUCUUGCUUCAAACAACCCAACACCACUGUCACCGAGACUAUUAUUUGUCCGGCAUUGAUGUCAUUGUUGAUUCCAUUCCCCACAGUUUUUCUUCUAAACAAGCAUGUUGUUUGUCUUUCCUUGAGUAAAAGAAAAUGGUGGUUUACAUUUAUAAGAAAAUUGGCCAACUUUUUGGAAAAAUGCCUUGACAAUUUGUAUUUCGGUCAAUAUUAUCCAAAGAGAUGUUUUAUAAUUUUUGCUAUUUAUAAGUUGUUCUAGUGCUUUUAUUUUUGCCUUUUAGGGAGUUGUUUUCUUGCCACAUUCAAGUGAAAUGAAUGCUAAGUGGAUAAACGUUUCAUGGCCAUCUUGGUGCUAAUGAGCUUUUUGUAUUUGCAGAUUUAUGGUAAUUUUUGUAUUGUAAGAACCUGCGUUGGCUUUCUCUAUGCUCACCUGCCGGCUUUAAAGUGAUUCUAUUUGGCAGGGCAAGAUUUAUGAUAGUUUUGUUCAGCUUAUUGAGGGAUAUUUGUUAAAAGAUGGGGGAAACCAAAUGCUUUUGACAUUGAUUGUAAGUAAUACAUUAUGGUUUUAUUGUAUGUUUAGUUUUACAUUUUUGCUCUUCUUGCCAUUGCUACCUAGCUUCUUCACUUGUGUGUAAUUAACAGCAAAGACAGAAGAUUGAGGUGUGACCAGAGCAUGGCAGAGGCGCAUAUGUGUUUCUUGCUUCAUACUGUUGUUAACCCACCGAACGACUUGAAUGUAUUGUGUGAUGUAUUUUAGGGCUGAAGCUCCCCCUGGUGUUAAUUUCCACAAUGACAAUACUGUGUUCUUUGCGGCAGAGAUCAUUUGAGGUUUGAAACUACAACUAAGUUGUUGUUGUGCGCCAUCUAGUGUUGUGAGAUAAUUCUUGCCAUUCUUUGAUUUUACUAAAUUAAAUAACAUUGAAAUUUUAAAUACGAUUUCAUAAAACUUAGAUUUUUCUUCUAUAAAUUAUAUAUAGAUUUAUUGUAUAUUGCUUGUUUUUAUUCCCAUAAUUGUGAGAGAAACUUUAUGUAAAAUGUAUUGCAAAUGAUUCAUCUUUGGUAUGUCUGUCACUAAACCUGGCAUUUGUGCAAUAAAACACUUCAAAUAUAAAAGUGG
Periophthalmus magnuspinnatus is the source of this 2255-nucleotide messenger RNA. RefSeq names its product calponin 1, basic, smooth muscle, b (gene cnn1b). Gene Ontology annotation, biological process: actomyosin structure organization. The transcript is spliced from 7 exons. The coding region runs from base 214 to 1110 and encodes 298 amino acids. Gene Ontology annotation, molecular function: actin binding. The record is from RefSeq and is a predicted model, not a curated record. NCBI's taxonomy places the organism in Eukaryota, Metazoa, Chordata, Actinopteri, Gobiiformes, Gobiidae.